CGCCCCGGCUCCCCCCGGGCGGCGGUGGGCGGGGGCCGGGCGGAGCGGGGAGCACGGAGCGGCACAUCACAGCACGGCUCGGCACGGCACGGCUCGGCUCGGCUCCGCUCUCCAGUCAUGGCAUCCAAGUGCCCCAAGUGCGACAAGACCGUGUACUUCGCCGAGAAGGUGUCUUCCCUGGGCAAGGACUGGCACAAGUUCUGCCUGAAGUGUGAGCGCUGCAACAAGACGCUGACCCCGGGUGGGCACGCUGAGCACGAUGGGAAGCCCUUCUGCCACAAGCCCUGCUAUGCCACACUCUUCGGCCCCAAAGGGGUGAACAUCGGCGGGGCCGGCUCCUACAUCUACGACAAGCCACAGAUCGAGGGGCAGACGGCUCCAGGACCCAUCGAGCACCCGGUGAAGGUGGAGGAGAGGAAGGUGAAUGCUGCACCUCCCAAGGGACCCAGCAAAGCUUCCAGUGUCACCACCUUCACCGGGGAGCCCAACAUGUGCCCACGCUGUGGCAAGAGGGUCUAUUUUGCUGAGAAGGUGACCUCUCUGGGGAAGGACUGGCACCGUCCCUGCCUACGCUGUGAGCGCUGCAGCAAGACGCUGACCCCGGGGGGCCACGCCGAGCACGAUGGACAGCCGUACUGCCACAAGCCCUGCUACGGGAUCCUCUUCGGCCCAAAGGGUGUCAACACCGGGGCCGUGGGAAGCUACAUCUACGACAAAGACCCCGAGGCGAAGAACCAGCCCUAGAUGGUGUCCUCACCUGCCUGCUGCACGCUCUGUGCCCCUCCUGUACUAACCUCCUGCUCCCAGCCCGAGCAGACCCUCACCAGGCUGGCCACAGAGCUGUGCCCUCUCUGCUGUCCCCACUCCGGGCAGGACAGCCCUGCCUGCCCCUGGGUUAUUAUCAUAGUCUCUAAUAUAAGCUUCAGUGUUUUAAGGCAAAGGUAGAAGGUGUCUCUGGUGGUUCCCAAUGCGCUCUGCCCUCCCCAGGCCCCCCAGCAGGGCAGGUGUGGGGAUGUCCCUGUGUGCAGGGCACGGUGGGUGGCACCCAAAGGGGUGAAAUGAUGGGGGAAAGUGGUGGCAGGAGUCCCACCAUGGGAUGGUGCUCCAUGCUGUCCCUCAGUGCUUGGGGGUGCCCAGCCCUCUUCCUCACCAGCUGUUGGAGAUGUGUGACACCUGGCAGCACUGCCCUUCUCCUGGCCCUUGCCAGGCUCCACGCCCUGGCUCUCAGUGUGCCUGGGUCCCACAGCUGGCCCCGUCCACUGUUAGGUCUGGCACCUCCCUACACCCCAAUCUUUGAAUCCCUGCAGGUGCAGCCAGGCAGGUGCAGCCAGGCAGGUGCCCCAGCCUGCUCUGCAGGCUGCUUUAGGUUGGUGGCACAGCCUGUGCCAGGGGGCACCUGGCAGCUGCAGCCCUGGUGGAGGGGCCUCUCCUCUCCCCACCUUUGGAGGACAGAGCGCAUUGGGCUGGUGGCCUGGGCAGCGGGGCCUCCCCCUGCUUCCCGGAGCCAGAGGUUUCUCUUUGUUGUUGUUUAUUUAUAAGCAGUUGUAAAUGUGCUCCUCGCUUUGGAGAAUGACACGUGCCCCCAUCUCACCCGUCCCUCUGUGCACACCCAGCCCUGCUGCUGCCCAGCAGAACGGGGAGGGGGCAGGGGACCCCCGGGGCAGCAGCCCUGGGUGCCAGCACCCUGCUCUCUUCAGGCUCCCUGUGCUGCUGCAGGGCUGGCUUUUGUUAUUUGCAGACAAUAAAGGUUUUGAGAGA
Molecule: messenger RNA, 1758 nt
Organism: Pseudopodoces humilis (Tibetan ground-tit)
Lineage: Eukaryota; Metazoa; Chordata; Aves; Passeriformes; Paridae
Gene: CRIP2
Product: cysteine rich protein 2
Source: RefSeq, a predicted model, not a curated record